Molecule: messenger RNA, 1167 nt
Organism: Amaranthus tricolor (Joseph's coat)
Lineage: Eukaryota; Viridiplantae; Streptophyta; Magnoliopsida; Caryophyllales; Amaranthaceae
Exons: 4
Coding region: 165-821 (218 amino acids)
Source: RefSeq, a predicted model, not a curated record
CCUCAUUAACUCGGUGAAGAAUAAAAAUAGUUCGAUUCUGACAGUGAUCGAUUCUCACCGCGGAUUAACUUACCAUCCCCUACAAACUCAUGAAAAUAAAGACGAAGCGUGAAUGAAAAUUGAGGGGAUAGACGCACUGAGAUAGAGGAUUAGCCGGCGAGAAGAUGGCGGUGGCUGUACUGCGGUGCGCAGUUUAUCCUUGUACGUUUCAGGAAAAAUCAUUUAGUGUUUCUCUGUUUCUACCUCAAAAAUAUAAGUUGACUCGUGCUGCCCAUCAUAAUGUCUCUUACAAUCCUUUGAUGAAAAAAGUAAUUGCUCAAUGUGGGAUGCGUGACAAGGCAAAGAAGCAAAUGAUUGUUGUCAAGGAGCAGUUACAAAACUCUCUGCCUGAUUCUGUUAAAAACUUCCCGUGGAAAAAAGCAGAACACCAAGCAUUGCAACGAUUGUUGUCCUUUGGCGGAGAAGUAUUUAAAUGGUCUUUCAUAGCGUGGUUCUUCUCGAGCUUUUUGUCAGACAUUAUAGCAACUAUAUCUAGGAAUCAGGAACUGUUGGUGCCUUUCGGUCUACUUUUUGGGUGCUUGAUUGCUGACUUCAUCAAAGUAACAUCUGAAGAGGUGUUUCAACUAAAAGAGGCGCAAGGUAUCAACUGGAAUUUUCUGGGCACUGCUUGUGUUUUCGUUGUCCUCAAGUUAAUCUCUGCGUCAUUUGUGAAUCCAACCUGGAUAUUCCUUUUGCAUGUUGCAAAUGGUGGCUUAAUGCAGAUCUUGUGGUCACGGUUUGGAUAUCAAGUACAGGAUGUAAAGUUAAGUGAGGAUGCCUGAAGCCUGAAAUGCCAUUUUCUAGACAGAGCACAACGUACUCACACACUAUAGGCCUGAAAUUUAAUUAUUGAAGGUGAUUUGCCUGGAAAAGGAGCGGAAGUUGCCAGAGACGAUAUACAAGGCAGAAAUGGAUGCAAGUCGUUUUGAACUCUGUUUUAAACUCAAUUUGUUGGACCUUUAUGUUAAUCUCACGAGGUGUUCUGAACUUUAUUUUCUUGUAAUCUAUUAGGGAGAUAGUUCUGUUAGUUGAGGUUGUGUACAUCCAAUUCCCCAAAACCCACCCUAAGUUGGAGACUAGGAGCCACUUAAUGGCAUUUGGGUAGUGAAAUACUGGAAUGUUAUGUUC